GAUCAUCAGGAAUGACAAUUCCAUUGGGAAUAGAAUUCAAGGAUCCUGAAGUAACAUUACUCGCAGAACAAUUGAAACAAAUGACAGUUGUAGCGGAACAUGAAGUACCGCAAAACAAACAAGAAAAGAAACUAAAUCAGAUCUAUUUGGAAGGAGCGCAAAGAGAAAUAGAUCAAUUUAGAAAGCAAAUAAUAAAAGAAGAUAAUACCAAAAAGAAAGGAAAGAGAAAGGCAAAAAGUUUAAACAUAACCCUUAAUCAACAAGAAAGCAAAAUCAAAUCACCAAAAAUGGGAACUUUUAUUAAAACACAAUUCAUGGAAACGAAUUAUAAAUACAAAAUAGCAGAAGCUGAAACAGCAGAAAAUAAAAAGGCUUAUCUAUACAAAAUGAUAUCUGCAUUGACAGAAACUAAAGAUGCUAUUCUCUGGAAAAAGAGAGACCUAGUAAAAGACUUAGAAGAAGAAUAUGGGUACGCAACUAACCAAGCAUUGACCCUAGAUAGAAAAGAUUUUGAAGCCAUGGAAGAAUAUGAGCAACGAAUCUUAAUGGAAAGACUCACUAGACAAAUGGAAUUAAGCGAAAGCGAACCAUUACGACAACAACUCCAAGCAAAAUACAGAGAAUUACUAGGAGUAUUAUUAGAAAAUUUAGAUAAGAUGCAUGACGUAGAAGAUGAAGAGGAACAAAU
Molecule: messenger RNA, 688 nt
Organism: Racocetra persica
Lineage: Eukaryota; Fungi; Glomeromycota; Glomeromycetes; Diversisporales; Gigasporaceae
Source: the annotation of a GenBank genome assembly